AUGUCUCGCCCUACAGCCCUUUCAUCUCCGCCUUCGAACCCACCAACGCCAUUCACAUUCGACUCAAUACCCGAUGCUAUAGAAGCCGUUUCAAGGGGAGGAUUCGUAGUGGUCAUGGACGAUGAAUCGAGAGAAAACGAAGGUGAUUUAGUGUGCGCGGGUAGUAGGAUCACUACAGAAGGAAUGGCAUGGAUGAUCAAAUGGACUAGUGGCUUCAUAUGUCUUUCCUUACCUCCAUCUCGACUUCAAGCUUUAGAUCUACCGCCAUUACUUCCACCUUCAGGUAAAUCACAGGAUCCAAAAGGCACAGCAUACCACUUGACGGUUGAUGCAAAUUCAUCAAAACAUCCAGUAACGACAGGUAUAUCAGCUCAUGACAGAGCUUAUACUGCUAGGCUGUUAGCUGAAAAUGGAGUAGAAGAUGAUUUGACUAGACCUGGGCAUAUGGUCACGCUAAGAUACAGACCGGGGGGCGUGAGAGAAAGAAGAGGUCAUACGGAAUGUGCUGUAGAUCUGUGUUAUCUAGCAGGUCUCCCUCCCGCAGGUUUAUUAUGUGAACUUGUCCAUCCAUCAAAGGAAGAUGGAUCAAUGGCUAGAAGAGAUGAUUGUUGGAGAUUCGCAAGAGAAUGGGGAUUGAAAAUCAUCAGUGUGGAAGAUUUAGCAGAAUACGUCAAAGUUAAUGGCUCAGGUCUUGUUCCUGAGAAAGAGGAUCAUCAAUAG
Kwoniella shivajii is the source of this 720-nucleotide messenger RNA. RefSeq names its product 3,4-dihydroxy-2-butanone-4-phosphate synthase. The coding region runs from base 1 to 720 and encodes 239 amino acids. Gene Ontology annotation, molecular function: 3,4-dihydroxy-2-butanone-4-phosphate synthase activity. Gene Ontology annotation, cellular component: cytosol. Gene Ontology annotation, biological process: riboflavin biosynthetic process. The record is from RefSeq and is a predicted model, not a curated record. The transcript is spliced from 3 exons. Lineage: Eukaryota; Fungi; Basidiomycota; Tremellomycetes; Tremellales; Cryptococcaceae.